GUCUCCUUUCCUUCUCCAUCUACCGUUUUCAUCAUCAAUUCAGCCAAUUUGGUGGCUUUUUCUUAUAUCAUUAGCCCGAUUUUUUGCAGGAAAAGAGAAUCGUUUGUUAUUUUCAAGGAAAUAUCAAAUCCGUCGUUGAAGCGUACAGUUUUGACUUUUGUUCUCCAUUGAACAAAGAUUAGCGCUUUUCUGUAUAGUACUUGCCACGUAGCUGGUUUAGUUUCGUUUACAAAUCGCGUCAGUUCACUUUAAUUGACCUUUCAUAUCAAGUUUUAAAAAUUAAAACUCUUUUGGCUCUUUGACUUUUCUCCUUGUGUCAGCUCCCAUUGACUUGUGUCUUUUAUUUUCGGUUUCCUUAGCGACAUUAGUUGUUCUUUUCUUUUGCUAUGUCUUCCUUGUUAGGCCGAAUUGAUGUUUGGGGUCUUUUGAAGCCGAUUUUGGAGAGCGAUCUUGGGGUAAUUGUCAUCGCCCUUGGAGGAUUUAUUCUGGCGAAAAAGGGAUUCCUGUCGAGAGAAUCUCAAAAGGCUAUUUCCAAUUUAAACGUUUACUUCUUUACCCCAUGUCUAGUUUUUGAAAAAGUCGGCAAUGGUUUAAAUCUAAAAAUGCUUAUCGAUCUCUCUCUUCUGCCUGUUUUUUAUGUUAUUAUUACAGCGGUUUCUAUAAUAGUUUCUUAUGCUAUGGCUCGUAUUUUUCGACUUAGUCGACGACAACGUAACUUUGCUACUGCAUGCAUCACUUUCCAAAAUUCCAAUUCUCUUCCUCUAGCCUUAGUUACUUCCUUGGCGAAUACGGUGGAAAACCUAAAAUGGGAUAAAAUUCCCGACGACACUGCUGAAAAAGUUGCUUCUCGCGGUAUCAUGUAUCUUUUAAUUUUUUCUCAGCUGGGUCAGGCUCUUCGUUGGUCGUAUGGUUAUAGAAUUCUCCUUUCACCUAUUCAACCUGAUGACAGUGAAGACCACGAUCGUGUUCGGGUCCACGGUAAUCCUAGUGAGGAGGAAAUUGAGAGUUUGCUGACUCCUAAUGAACGUGAAGAUAUCAGUCAAUUAGACUUGCCUUCUUCUAGUGGGUUGUCACAUCCCGGGGGCAUAAGCCCCACUAAUAACAAAAACAAUUAUUCCGAAAAUGCGGUUACUCAAGAAACUACUCAGGGCAUUGAGUUUAAAAACUCCAAGCUCAAAAAGGCAAUUAUCCUCUUACUAGAUUUUUUCAGCCCUCCUCUGUACUCUUUGUUUAUUGCUCUUUUCAUUGCCGUUGUUCCUCCAUUGCAAAGAUUCUUUUUUGAAGAAGGCUCUUUUGUUGAGGCCAGUAUCACCAGUGGUAUUCGAAUGGUAGGUGAUGUUGCUGUACCUUUGAUUUUAGUGGUUCUAGGUGCUAGCCUUGCAACAGAUAUUGGGAAGACAGAAGGUCCAGAACAGCCGGGCAAAGUAAAUGACAAACGCGUUCUUAUCGUUAGUCUUCUCGGUCGAAUGGUGGUUGUUCCUAUGGUUAUUUUGCCCGCUUUUUCUUUACUGUCUUAUUUUAGUGAAAUUAGCACCGUAGAUGAUCCAGUUUUCGUUGUCGUUAUUUUCCUUUUGGUAGGAAGCCCUACUGCAAUUCAACUCACACAAAUUUGUCAAUUGAAUGGGGUUUUCGAGAGAGAAUGCGCCAAGGUCCUUUGGUGGUCCUAUGCUAUUUUCACACCUCCCAACUCUUUGCUUCUUGCUUUUGCCAGUCUUUUGGUUGUUGAUUGGACAAAGUAAAGAGCCAAAUUGUAUCUCCCUUUUGAAGAAUGCCCCUUUAUCGUUCCAAAGUUAUAAAUCCUUAGAAUUUCGAUUCUUUUAUAUGAGAAAAAUCUUGAUCCCCAUUCUGAUAGAAUCCAGUAUGGCUAAACUUGUUUUGCUUUCCAACCGCUAUUCUUGUGCAAUUUGGCACUCCUUUAAUACUCAUGUUUUCAAACUAGAUAAUAUUGAUGUUUAAUUCUUUAUGUUUAUUUAAUGCCUUUUCUAAACUUGGUUCAUAUGUUGCAAUUUUAGAAUGAUAAGCAAUACUAAUCUACACUUUAUGGAAGGAAUGGCUUUAACUGCCUCCUUGAAGUGAAACAUUAUUUUACCUGAGCUUCCUGUAAUUUGCGUUUGAGAUGCUAACUUAUUUUAUUGAUGAUUUGGAUGUGUUCUGCAAGAGACGUGCCUGCAAAGAAAGAAAUCCAAAGCAUAGUGGAUAAAGACUAUCAUCUUACAUAAACUUUUCUAAAUAGAUUAUCUUUUAAUAUAAACCUGAUUUAUUUGUUCAUUGACGCAUCUCAUAAUAUUUGCAGAAUUAUUCUACUGACCAUUAAGAAAAUAUCACACCUGUUUUCGUCGAUAUUGACUUCCUCAAAGUGAACAAA
Messenger RNA from Schizosaccharomyces cryophilus OY26, 2365 nucleotides. Its product is annotated as auxin family transmembrane transporter. The transcript is spliced from 4 exons. The record is from RefSeq and is a predicted model, not a curated record. Gene Ontology annotation, cellular component: membrane; endoplasmic reticulum. NCBI's taxonomy places the organism in Eukaryota, Fungi, Ascomycota, Schizosaccharomycetes, Schizosaccharomycetales, Schizosaccharomycetaceae. The coding region runs from base 387 to 1739 and encodes 450 amino acids. Gene Ontology annotation, biological process: transmembrane transport.